GUGAGUUUUGAUGAUGUGCACGUGAACUUCACUGCAGAAGAGUGGAAUUUGCUGGAUCCUUCCCAGAAGAAUCUCUACAAAGAUGUGAUGCUUGAGACCUACUGGAACCUCAUUGCUAUAGGCUAUAGUUUGGAAGACCAUCAUACUGAAGAACAACAUCAAACUUUUAGAAGUCAUGAAAGGUAUGAAAGAAGUCAUACUGUAGAAAAGCCUUAUGAAUGUAACCAAUGUGGUAAGGCCUUUGCAAGACCCCAUCAUCUCCAAUAUCAUAAAAGAACACAUACUGGAGCGAAACCUUAUGAAUGUAAUCAAUGUGGCAAAGCCUUUUCAUGUCACAGUCAUCUCCAAACACAUAAAAGAACACAUACUGGAGAGAAACCUUAUGAAUGUAAUCAAUGUGGUAAAGCCUUUACACAACAAAGUCAUCUCCAAAUCCAUGAAAGAACACAUACUGGAGAGAAACCCUAUGAAUGUAAUCAAUGUGGUAAAGCCUUUUCAUGUCACAGUAGUCUCCAAUGUCAUAAGUUAACACAUACUGGAGAGAAACCCUAUGAAUGUAAUCAAUGUGGCAAAGCCUUUUCAUGUCACAGUAGUCUCCGGUCUCAUAAAAGAACACAUACUGGAGAGAAACCUUAUGAAUGUAAUCAAUGUGAUAAAGCAUUUUCAUGUCACAGUAAUCUCCAAAGACAUAAAAGAACACAUACUGGAGAGAAACCUUAUGAAUGUAAUCAAUGUGGUAAAGCCUUUUCAGAUAACAGUAGUCUCCAAUAUCAUAAAAGAACACAUACUGGAGAGAAACUUUAUGAAUGUAAUCAAUGUGGCAAAGCCUUUUCAUGUCACAGUAGUCUCCAAUGUCAUAAGUUAACACAUACUGGAGAGAAACCCUAUGAAUGUAAUCAAUGUGGCAAAGCCUUUUCAUGUCACAGUAGUCUCCGGUCUCAUAAAAGAACACAUACUGGAGAGAAACCUUAUGAAUGUAAUCAAUGUGGUAAAGCAUUUUCAUGUUACAGUAAUCUCCAAAGACAUAAAAGAACACAUACUGGAGAGAAACCUUAUGAAUGUAAUCAAUGUGGUAAAGCCUUUUCAGAUAACAAUAGUCUCCAAUAUCAUAAAAGAACACAUACUGGAGAGAAAGUUUAUGAAUGUAAUCAAUGUGGCAAAGCCUUUUCAUGUCACAGUAGUCUCCAAACACAUAAAAGAACACAUACUGGAGAGAAACCUUAUCAAUGUAAUCAAUGUGGUAAAGGCUUUACACAACACGGUCAUCUCCAAAUCCAUAAACGGACACAUACUGGAGAGAAACCUUAUGAAUGUAAUCAAUGUGGUAAAGGCUUUACACAACAAGGUCAUCUCCAAUAUCAUAAAAGAAACCAUACUGGAGAGAAACUGUAUGAAUGUAAUUAA
Arvicanthis niloticus (Nile rat) is the source of this 1404-nucleotide messenger RNA. Lineage: Eukaryota; Metazoa; Chordata; Mammalia; Rodentia; Muridae. The record is from RefSeq and is a predicted model, not a curated record.